AUGCUUCAAUGGCAAAUUGGUAAUGUUGAAUUUUCGUGUGGUGCAAAAUUGGACGACGUGUCAGCACGUCACUGGGAUCAGAACGAAGCAGUUGCACAGUUCGCUGGCGAGCAUGCAUUGCUGACGGAUGGCUGUGCUGAGCUGAUUCGUAGAAUGGCUGAGGGCACCGAUAUACGAUGUAAUCAUCAGGUACCCGCCUUUAAUUUC
Anisakis simplex (herring worm) is the source of this 207-nucleotide messenger RNA. NCBI's taxonomy places the organism in Eukaryota, Metazoa, Nematoda, Chromadorea, Rhabditida, Anisakidae. The record is from the annotation of a GenBank genome assembly.